AUGUCCUUGAGGGCCCAGUUCUCGUUGUUCUCCAUCGCUCUCCUGCUCCCUCUCUCCUCAUCCUUAUACAUCCCAGACUCCAACCCACUCCUGUCCUUGGGUGAUCAGGUCAGGGAGAGGCAUCUCUACACAGAAAAUCAUAGGAGGGGCUUGUUUCUGGAGAUGACUCUGGAUGGAAGAGUCAUGGGGAACCCUGCACAGACCGCUCACAGUGUGCUGGAGCUGAGAGCGGUCCGCCAAGGACAGGUUGUGAUUAGGGGUGUUUCAUCAUCACUAUACCUGUGUAUAGAUGGUGAAGGACGUUUGAGAGGACAGAAGGAACACACAGAUGAAGACUGUACCUUCACAGAGCAGUGGCUGGGGGAUGGAUACAAUCGCUUCCGGUCCUCUCAUCAUGGACAUUUUGUGUCACUGUCGUCAAAACGCCCCCUCGAGCAAUAUCCUCCAUUCUCGCGGUUUCUUCCGCUGGAGAAUACCUUAGUACCAGGAAGUGAGCAGCUGAGUGUUUCUGCGCUGAAUCAGGAGCAGUUUAACUUGGAUUCACAUGACCCUUUUACGAUGAGUCGCGAACACAUUUUGAGUCCGAAUUUCUCAAAAGACAGAAGAUGA
Osmerus eperlanus (European smelt) is the source of this 609-nucleotide messenger RNA. RefSeq names its product fibroblast growth factor 21 (gene fgf21). Gene Ontology annotation, molecular function: growth factor activity; fibroblast growth factor receptor binding. The transcript has 4 exons. Gene Ontology annotation, cellular component: cytoplasm. Lineage: Eukaryota; Metazoa; Chordata; Actinopteri; Osmeriformes; Osmeridae. Gene Ontology annotation, biological process: positive regulation of protein phosphorylation; animal organ morphogenesis; cell differentiation. The coding region runs from base 1 to 609 and encodes 202 amino acids. The record is from RefSeq and is a predicted model, not a curated record.